Messenger RNA from Leopardus geoffroyi (Geoffroy's cat), 962 nucleotides. RefSeq names its product transcription factor 24 (gene TCF24). The record is from RefSeq and is a predicted model, not a curated record. The coding region runs from base 286 to 789 and encodes 167 amino acids. The transcript is spliced from 3 exons. Gene Ontology annotation, molecular function: RNA polymerase II transcription regulatory region sequence-specific DNA binding; protein dimerization activity; DNA-binding transcription factor activity, RNA polymerase II-specific. Lineage: Eukaryota; Metazoa; Chordata; Mammalia; Carnivora; Felidae. Gene Ontology annotation, biological process: regulation of transcription by RNA polymerase II; developmental process.
UCCGCUCCGGGCAGAGCCCCUCAGGUGGGCGCGAACCUCGCCUGGUACUGCUCUUCCGCCUGACAUCAAGUCUGGCCCACACACGCCUGGCCACGGGGGCGCCUGUAUAAAAGACGCGCCCAGCAGGGGCUGGAAGCGACUGUAGACUUCGGCUAGACGAGGAUGGAGUGACCUGUGGCGGCCCUGGCCACGCAGACCCAGCUCGACGCUCCUCGCCCGCUCGCUCAGCAGAGCCGAGCCCUGCACUGCCGCUCCAGGAAAGGGCACGCAGCUCAGGAAGCCGCCAUGGACCGCGACGGCCCCGCAGGCAGCCCCCUGAUCGCUAGGAACGAGACCGCGCCCGCGGUUGCAGCCACCCGCGACUCGAGCCCGGGCCGGGCAGGGGCAGGACCGGCGGGCCCCGGCGGCGGUGCGCGCCUGGGGGGCGGGCGGCCGGCAGCAGCGAACGCUGCGCGGGAGCGAAGCCGCGUGCAGACUCUGCGGCACGCCUUCCUAGAGCUGCAGCGCACGCUGCCGUCGGUGCCGCCGGACACCAAGCUGUCCAAGCUGGACGUGCUGCUGCUGGCCACUACCUACAUUGCCCACCUCACCCGCAGCUUGCAGGACGACGCCGAGGCGCCGGCAGACCCCGGGCUGGGCGCCCUGCGCGGCGACGGCUACCUACACCCUGUCAAGAAAUGGCCCAUGCGAUCAAGAUUAUACAUUGGUGCUACUGGUCAGUUUCUGAAGCAUUCUGUGUCUGGAGAAAGAGCAAAUCAUGGCAGUACUACAACAGACUCACAGCCUUAGGCUCUCCUCUGAUGGGUGCUGGUAGAAAGUGGCAUCAUUUUUAAAUAGUAGGAAAUAAUUCUAUAUUUAUUACUUCAGACAUAACAAACAUCAUUCCUGAAAGUUUACAUGUGAAUCCAUGGUUGGAAGUUCAGAUUUAUCUGUCUAAUCUAUAUAAAUGUGGAUUUAAAUAA